Stegostoma tigrinum is the source of this 1364-nucleotide messenger RNA. It is a transcript of the gene layna, whose product is annotated as layilin a. NCBI's taxonomy places the organism in Eukaryota, Metazoa, Chordata, Chondrichthyes, Orectolobiformes, Stegostomatidae. Gene Ontology annotation, molecular function: hyaluronic acid binding. The record is from RefSeq and is a predicted model, not a curated record. The transcript has 6 exons. Bases 333 to 1358 code for a protein of 341 amino acids.
CAGCUAGAGACAGAGACAGACAGCAGGAGACUCAGAGCAUGACAGCGUGAGAAAGAGUAGAGAAACAGCGAUAGAGAUAGAGAGACGGCGAGAAAAGGAAUAGUUUUAUGGAGAGGGAAACAAUGAGAGAGAGGGAGAUGCUCAGAAACAGGCAAAGAUCGUGAACGAGAGAGAGAUGGAGAUACAGACGGGGAUAUACACACCGUGACAGGGAGUGGGAGCCUCCGGCUAUUUCCUGUUCGCAUUAACUGGCCUUUUGCAGUGGACAAUGGAUGGAAAGGCCGGCAGCUGGGGCUAGCGGCGUCCGCUGAGAGCUCCCUCUUCCCAGGGAGAUGGAGCCCAAGACAAUCCUGAUGGUGAUCGCAGUGUGGAUGCGCUCCGGGUUCGGCUCCAAGCUCCUGAGCGGUGAGAAUGUGUGCCGCAGGGGUGUCGAGCGCCCCUGUUAUCAAAUCGCCUACUUCCAGGACACCUCACUGAGGCUCGGGUUUGAAGAGGCACAGAGCGAGUGCCAGCGUGAUGGGGGGAACCUCUUGAGCAUUGAGACAGCGAAUGAGCAACGAUUUGUGGAAAAGUUGAUUGAAAGCUUGUCCGCGGGCGAUGGUGAUUUCUGGAUUGGACUCUGGCAGAAAGAGAAAGGGAAUGAUAGUGCUACAGACUGCCCUGGCCUCUAUGAGUGGAUUGAUGGCAGUGAUGCUGAGUUUCGCAACUGGUAUGUGGAUGAGCCAUCGUGUGGUAGUGAGGGCUGUGUGGUGAUGUAUCACCAACCGUCUGCUUCCUCAGGAAUGGGAGGCCCCUAUCUUUACCAGUGGAAUGAUGAUCGAUGCAACAUGAAGAACAACUUCAUCUGCAAGUAUGCUCCAGUUCAAGAUUCCUUAACUCCAGGGUCAACACCAACUCCCAUUGAUGGGAACAGCUUGGAAGAAGAUAACACCCUGAACAUCCUCUACAUAAUUAUUCCGACAAUCCCAGUGCUCCUCCUCCUGAUAGUGCUCAGUGCGAUCUUCUGUCUCCGCUUCGUUGUGAGAAGGAGCAAGGAGAGACGUGAGACAGUCGUGAAGGAGCAAAAUUUCUGGAUGGAAUCUGUCAGAAGCAACUCUCCAAAACUGGAGAUAUACAAUGUCAUCAUGAAGCAGUCAGAGGUUGAUUUAGCUGGAACCCGACCUCACAUAAAGAACACUUCUUUCCGAACCUCUGCUCCCAGCCAGGAGCUGGACAAUAUUUCCAGAGAAUAUGACAACGUUGGCACCAAUUGUUCUACAAGUGGUUUUGUGACAAAUGAGAUUUAUGAACCUUACAGCCAUCAAGUGAAAAGAAGUGGAGAUUCUGGCUGGGUGGAAAAUGAGAUUUAUGGUUUCUAGGAUGAU